Molecule: messenger RNA, 1118 nt
Organism: Oryza brachyantha (malo sina)
Lineage: Eukaryota; Viridiplantae; Streptophyta; Magnoliopsida; Poales; Poaceae
Product: vacuolar iron transporter homolog 2-like
Exons: 1
Coding region: 94-861 (255 amino acids)
Biological process (GO): intracellular manganese ion homeostasis
Cellular component (GO): membrane
Molecular function (GO): iron ion transmembrane transporter activity; manganese ion transmembrane transporter activity
Source: RefSeq, a predicted model, not a curated record
UUCUCCGCACACGCCGCACUCUUCUCUCCCAUCCCGUCCCGAUCAGCUGAUCCGGCCUGCCUCCGGUGGCCAGCUUGCCUUGUGUUUGCGUCCAUGGAUCCUCACCUAAGCUCCCACGUCCACGCGGCGGCGGCCGGCGCCGCGCCUAACUGCACGUGCAUGUUGGCCAAGGAGGAAGAUCUAGCCUCCGUCGUCGUCGACGUCGAGGCGGCUCCUCACUACUCGUCGUUGAAGACGGCCGAAGGUGACCUCGUCCCGAGAGGAGGCGGCGGCGGCGACGGCGAGGGAGACGAGGUAAACUACAUGGCGCGCGCGCAGUGGCUCCGUGCCGCGGUGCUCGGCGCCAACGACGGUCUCGUCUCUGUGGCGUCCCUCAUGAUCGGCGUGGGCGCCGUGAACACCACCGCCAAGGCGAUGCUCGUGUCCGGGCUGGCCGGGCUCGUGGCCGGGGCGUGCAGCAUGGCCAUCGGCGAGUUCGUGUCCGUGUACGCGCAGUACGACAUCGAGGUGUCGCAGAUCGAGCGCGACGGCGACAACGCCGACGCGGCCGCCAAGGAGAAGCUGCCGAGCCCGACGCUUGCGGCGUUCGCCUCGGCGCUGGCGUUCGCGGUUGGCGGCCUCCUGCCUCUGCUGGCAGGCGGGUUCAUAAAGCCGUGGGGCGCCAGGGUCGGCGUCGUGUGCGCGGCGAGCAGCGUCGGUCUGGCCGGCUUCGGCGCGGCGGGCGCGUACCUGGGCGGCGCGAACAUGGUGAAGUCCGGCACCAGGGUCCUCCUGGGCGGCUGGCUCGCCAUGCUCGUCACCUACGCCGUGCUCCGGCUGUUCGGGACGGUCUUCCACAUGGACAUCUCGUCGUCGGGGUGAUGCGUGUGACGCAGCCCCAGAUCGAUCGAGCUAGCUAGCGAUGAACAAAUAAUCAAGGGGCCAGGACAAGGCAUAGCAAGCUAGCUGUUAACUACUCUUGGUUUGCCAGUACUGUACGUACCUAGUGGCUAAUUAAAUUAGCGAUUCCCUGGAUACCGAACUGGGAAUAAUCAGGGGGUGUAAUGCUUGUGAUGAGGCGAGGCCAAGCUAAUGGUCUCACAUGAGAAUAUUGAUGUUAAUUAUUGUAUACAGAUUCC